AUGCACGAUUUCUAUCACAGCAGACUACUUAAUGACCCCACCCAAUUCCAGCCUCGUUCUGGCAAUCGAUCUCUUGAGGUCUUUCUGUCUGAUAGAGAUGCAACCCCUACUCUCAAGCAGACUGAAAUUGAGGAGCAUGCAAUCCAGGACUGGGUUGUCCGGGAGCAUGUUGAUAUGGAGUACCCACAAGGUUGUGAGACCCAACGACCACACCUUCGACUUCUGAUAGGGAGUCCAGAGCAACACCAAAGUGAUGCAGAAAUCUUGCCGCUCCCCAUAUCAAGGGAUACCUUUGAGGCGCUCAGAAUUGCAUGGGGUCUGCCCAAGGAGCUUCUCCGAAUGAUGCUCAGUAGUCUUCCCAUCGCUGAUGACUUCAAGGGAACAGACGCAAAAGGCCGCCCAGUUACCGGAGUAAUGAUUCGAAGUGCAAGAUCUCGUGAUUGGAAUUUCUGUCUAGGUCUUGCUUACAAUGAGAAGACUGGCGUUCUCCAUGGUAUCUUGAAUGGCAUGCAAAAUGACGAGAUUGCACUUCUUCUCGAUUGUCUUCAGAAGACUGGCAGGGGGGAUUUCGAUUCGAUGUUGCUUCCCAUCUUCCUCCUCGAGCUGAAGGUUCAUUAUUUUGCGGUGCUGCUUGAGAAACGUGCGAGGGGCAUCGAAAAGAUCGAGUACAUGACUGGUAUGAGGCACGGUUUUUCUUCAGACCCAAAGCGCAAUAUGAGUAUUGUCAAGGAUGUUGAACGGGAGCGCAUUCUUAGGGAGUUGGACUUUGAUGAGAUCACACGGAAGUUGACAGGACUCACGGGGACUUUGAGCUUCUGUGAUAUGACAUUCUGUUCGAGCUUGCGAGCUUUGCACAAAGUUGACAAUAUCAGGUCACGGAUCAACCCCCAGCGGGAGCCCCGAGGAGACGUCGAAAUUCGUGUCUCGUAUCUGAGAGAGCUCAUAGUUGGCUCUCAAGCCCUCGGUGCCGUCCUAACAGAUCGCACAAAGGCCCAAGUGCAAACGGUGUACAGCCUGAUAGGGCAGAAAGACAACAGGCUCAACAUCGAAACGGCUGCGGCGUCGAGGGAAAUCGCUGAGGUCAGCCUGGGACACAACACUGCCAUGAAAGAUAUGGCUGAGGAUUCCAGAAAUGUUGCCAUACUGACACAGAAGGACAGCACCAACAUGCGUAUCAUUGCGGUGGUGACCCUUUUAUUUCUUCCAGGCACCUUCAUGGCAACAUUUUUCUCCGCAGGCUUUUUCAACUUCUUCGAGGGGAAGCAACGGCAAGGUCAAGUCGUUUCCAGGUGGAUAUGGCUGUAUUUUGUGCUCACUGGAGGCACCACACUUGUUGUCUUCGCCGGCUGGGCUUGGUACUCGAAAAGACAGAACUAG
Exophiala spinifera is the source of this 1377-nucleotide messenger RNA. RefSeq lists its product as uncharacterized. The record is from RefSeq and is a predicted model, not a curated record. Bases 1 to 1377 code for a protein of 458 amino acids. The transcript is spliced from 3 exons. NCBI's taxonomy places the organism in Eukaryota, Fungi, Ascomycota, Eurotiomycetes, Chaetothyriales, Herpotrichiellaceae.